Molecule: messenger RNA, 1197 nt
Organism: Sporothrix schenckii 1099-18
Lineage: Eukaryota; Fungi; Ascomycota; Sordariomycetes; Ophiostomatales; Ophiostomataceae
Exons: 2
Coding region: 1-1197 (398 amino acids)
Source: RefSeq, a predicted model, not a curated record
AUGGAUACAGUUUUGGCCGAACACUGUGUGUCACCGAAGCUCUACAGCCGGCGGGACUGGUACAAAUGGGUUGAGAUGGUGAGAGAUACUGCUGCCAGCUACUGGACGUACUGGGAUCCUCUAUACCGCAAGCCAAAAGAACGACGGCUCCAAGCACCCAGGGCGUGCCAACGCGGGCCACAUCCCGGCUCUCUCAGGACUCCUCUGGGGCCACGACACCCCCAAGAGACCUCGCCAACGGGCAGGCCAACGGCUACGCCGGCCACCCUUGACCGAGGAGAGCUCCCCGAGUUCUCUCGGUAUUGGACUGAGCGGGAGCUUUAUACAGCCUACGAUAAUAAGCAGUCUGUGGUCAGGUCCUUGAUCCACCGGUCGGUGGCUCCCCACAUCGCAGACCGGCUUGACGAUCUCCCAGACGACUCUAUUGCUGGCUGGCUAGCUUUUCUCUACAAGCACUAUGGAGAAAACAAAGAAGAAGCAAUGCUCCUAGCAGAAAAGGAGUACCAGGCAGUCCUUGGGAAGUUCAUCGCCAGGACGCCAAAGGAGUGGUUUACGAGCUGGCGGAACGCUCUACACGAAUGCGGGCGGCUGAACCUACCAUGUACGAUAUCUGGAUCUUGGUUACGAGACUUGUACGUCGUCCUGAUUCCGCACUUUGCAGACAUCGCCAUAGAGACCCGCCGAGCAUACAACUCAAAGGACCCAGACGAAUAUGACGUCCGCCGCGCAUCCCAUUUGGAGUCGGAGGUGCUGCAGGCGACGACGUGGCUUGAGCGGUCUCGAUCUUUGUACUCUGGCAGGGUCGUCAAAGGAUUCGGGUGUACAGCGUCUCUCGACCCAGCUGACGAUGGGGCGAUUCAAGGAGCAGCCAACAAAGGCCUGCCAGCUCAAAAUACCGACGAGCAGCCUCCUCCCUACGCUCAGAAGACGACCUACAAGAAGAGGCCGCGCACGAACACACGAGGCGGGAUCCACCGCCCCGUGAAGCGUCAACAAGGGGACCCAGGUGAGAAGAAGUGCGAGGGAUGCUUGAAAACAGGCCACACAUGGGAGCAAUGCUGGGGACUUUUCCCGGAGAAGGCGCCAAAAGGUGUGCACACCAGCCGACUCCGCCACGUUGUAGCAGUAGCUGAAGCUGUCAUGUUUAGCAAGCCAGACCUUGCUCAACGCGUCACCGACAAACGCAAGCACCUCUAG